Ictalurus punctatus (channel catfish) is the source of this 4283-nucleotide messenger RNA. It is a transcript of the gene tmem200b, whose product is annotated as transmembrane protein 200B. The record is from RefSeq and is a predicted model, not a curated record. The transcript is spliced from 2 exons. NCBI's taxonomy places the organism in Eukaryota, Metazoa, Chordata, Actinopteri, Siluriformes, Ictaluridae.
GUAUACCUUCUUUAUUAUGUGCUGCCAAGAGCUUCUUGCCUCAUCCACCUCCAGACUGUAUGAGAGUGCAUGUGCGUUUGUUGGUAGAUGUUUCUACUCAUGAGCUUUAUUGCAUUCUGAUUCCUCUCGGACUGGAUGACUAUGCAACUGAGAUGUCUUGUACGUUUUUUGGGAUUUAUUGUCAGCCAGGAAACUUUUUUCCAGAUAGAAUCUUGGACGUGUGUGACCUGAGGAGUGGUUGGGAUGCAGUGAUCAUGUCUGGAUGCAGUAAACACAGAUAUUAUACAGCAUAACCAAGAGCCACAGAGUUGGAAGUAUGAGAACCCACAAGGCCCAAGCCCAUGCUUCAGCCUCAUCAUCCUCUCAGCGUUUGCCGUGCUUCAGUCUGAGGUCCAGGAAGAAUAAAGGAGAUGUAGUCCAGGGUAAAGUGCGCAUCCGCUCCAUGCCGGGGGCCUUCCUGGUGCUGGGGAUGAUAGUGGUGAUUGUUGGCACAACACUGGCAGUGGUGGGGUAUUGGCCAUACCGGGUGCAACGAUCAGCAGUAGGUUCAGUGAGUAAGAGCCCCUCUCAGGGAUCCAAUUGGGGACUUGGAGCCAAAGGGUUGUUCUCAACGGCGAGUCUGAUUCACACUGACAGGAUGAAACUAGUAGGACCUGUAAUCAUGGGAGUGGGACUAUUUAUUCUCAUCUGUGCUAACACAGUACUAUAUGAGAAUCGAGACAAAGAGACUCAAAUUCUGCUGGCUGAGAUGCAGAGUAUGAUGUGCACCAUGUCUACUGUGCCCUCAGCAGACUUCUCCCAAGUAAACUCACUGAUCAGGCAUUACCACUGGGUUGGCAGCCUGCCUUCAGCCCACUUGAACAUCGUGUGCCUAAAAGAACUGGCCUCCUCUGAGCCAUUGCUGCACAAAAGAACCACAAAAGAAGACAGCGUUUCACUUCAGAGAGAAGUGAUUCACACUGAGGUCCUUCAUCAUCAUGAGUCUUUAUUCAUCUCCUCUAUUCAUUUAUCAGAUUCCUGCAACUCCAGCAAAGGAGACAUCAGCACUUACCUGGAUGUAGAAAAGGGAGAGGUUUGUGGCCACCAGCCCCAGCCAGAGAGGCACUGUAACCUCAACAGGUACCUGACUUCGUCCUUUAUGUCUACCCCGGAGAGAGAGGACUGGGAUUUAACAAUGGUCCCUCCAAGGCGCUCCCAUAGUAUGAGUUAUAGAACUAACUCAGAUACAUUGUCUAAGCCCUUAGUACACUUAGAGGAAAGGGCAGUGCAGUAUACAAGUUGCCUUAAACUGUUCCCACAAUCAUACAUCUCUGAGGUAUGUGUGAAUCAGCCAGGGAUUAGCACAAAGACUAUUGGCUUGGAGCUUGUACCUGUGGAGGGUCAGAAGCACCACAGUUGGCCUUGACCUGAUCUUGGAUAUUCUACAACUCAUCUCAAACAAUCCAAUCAUUUGGAACAACUUUUAACUUUUCAGCUAAAAGUCUCAGCCAUUUGCCAAAAUGGAGCAGAUUAUUUUGCUUGUGGAGAAUAAAGACCUGCUGUGGUCAGCACCAUCAUUUUUGCAAUCCAUUAUGGGCUCUAUAAACAGACCUGUUGAACAAACCAACAGUCAAAUGUAUUGGAUAGGAAAUGCAGCACUGUGUCACAAAAGACGACUUGACAAAUAGCCCCGUUUCUUUGUUCAGUCAGACAAUAGCAAAAAGGGACUCCGUUAGUUAUUGCAGCCAAAUAUUUGCUUCUUUCCAGGACUUAUUAAGUAGCAUAGAGCACAGUCUAUGCUGUAUCAGUACUAACCUCCCCAAUAAUGUUUUAGACUGAUAGGUACUUUAAGUCUCUGACCUAGUGAACUACCAUGAGGAUGUGUUUUUGAUAGAGACUCCAAACUUCUGUAAGUUGUUCUAGAUAAGGGUGAAAUGCCAUAAGUGUAAAUGUAUCAGUUUGAAGAUUAUAGAUGAGAUAUAAAAAAGGGCUUUCCAUGGAUUUGUGUGCAGACAUCAAUGCUAAUAAUACCUACAGAACUGUUUAUCUAACCAAAGACAAAGAGGGAUGUUUUGUUCCACUAUAAGGAACAUAUGUUUAUAUGUUUUGGUCCACUAUAAGGUUGUCCAUAAGAAAACUUUAUUAUUUUUUUUCUCUUUUAGAUUUUCAAGGAUUAACAUUUCCAUCUCAUCCAGUACCUUUGAUUGUGGCAUUCAUGACCCAUACUCUUAAAACUACCUACAUUUACAUUACAUUUACAUUUAUUCAUUUAUCAGAUGCUUUUCUCCAAAGCGACUUACAAAUGAGAAACCUCUCAAGAUUACCUCUCUCCCUACUCCACAAGGCAGCAGUAAAAGAACGAUUAUACUGGCUUCGUUAUUAAAGAACACCCUGGAAAGUUUAAUAAAUUGUUAGUAAAUGGUUAGUUCCUCUUUGGUGUCUGUUUUAUUCACACUGUGCAAAUUUUUUUUCCUAUUUAACAAAGAAAAUUUCACAGAUCUGUUAAAAACAUAUAUUUGGAGAGCCUAGUUCAUGAGCUCCGUUUUUGAGGUCACAAAAUAUUCAGUUUAAUAAAAUUGCAUUUGUAUAGUGCUUUUAACCGUAGACAUUUUCAUAAGGCAACGUCAGAGAAAUGCGGCUGUAUGUAUAGAAACCGUAUUACUUGUCUGCAAUGGAUUACUAUAAGGUCAAUCAGUACCGAGUGUGUUUAAAGUAUGGUCAGUAUGAGCAGAUGGUGACUCAGAGUCCUUGAAUAAGAACAGUAAAUCCUUUAUGAUUACAGCUGUUCUUAGCUACAAAUAUCCAGGUGAGAGUAUCCACUGCAGAAAUGGUGAGACAUAGGAAUGAACUGUUUUUGGGAAGUGCAAGCUUUACUAUGUUCAUGUGAAGUCAUCCACAGCAUCAGAGAGUGAUUCACAAGUGCAGACACUUGUGUGUGUGAGAGAGAGAAGGAACAAAUUAUUAGGUAUGCUUUUAUGUUACAGUGGAUUAAAAUGUUUUUACAGCUUUGAACUGAUAUUAGGAUGACAUGGUACUCAGAAACUUUACCCACAGAAGUGGUGUGUUGUGUGCAUUUGACUUAUGAACACUUAUUCUUAUGGUGUAUUUUGUUAAAUGAUAUAAUGUAUUUUGGUAAAUCACUGACAAUAUAACUAAGAAAAAUCAAGACUCAGUACUAAUAAUAAAAUGAGUUUGCAUGCGGCUGGAAUGCAAGCGGCAUCUCCUGCGUAGUUUAUGCACGUCUGGAGGACUGAAAGCGAUAUCUGCUAGACAUCACAUCAGAGUCAAAUGUCCCUGUGCGUCUGGUGUCCAAGUCAAACUGUAAUAAAACUCGCUUAAAACUUUCUGCCGUCAUCGUGAUUGUUGUCCUGAGCUGUGUCUCAAUCGAAAACUCUGAUCUUGCAUUCAAACAUCUUUACUAAUCUAUAAAAUCCAGAAGACCGGUACAUAAAACAGAGCUUUUGAAACAGAGCACAGAGCACAGAGCAUACAGAGCAGGGUUAAUUUAGGGUUAAUUUAAUAAUUAAGGAUUCUUAGCCUCGUCCUUAUUGGAAUGCUUUUCUGAAGGGGAAAUGGGUUCUACAUAGAAUCUUUAAGGGUUCCCUCAGAAGGGCAACUGAAGUUUUUUGUUCUCAAUUUUCAAAGAGUUUUUAGCCGGUUGUUAGCUAUUGGGGUGAUAGGAGAUUGUGCAGCGUUUCUAAAUUGCAUAUUGAUGUAUGAUGCAUGUUCAGGCAGUAAAACUGUAGAUAUAUUCCUAAAGCAGUUGUAUGAGUUUUGUAAGCAUUAAAAACAUUAAUUUAUUAUACUACAUAUAUUACUUUUAACAGGUUAAAAUGUUUAGGGGUACUUUCAGAUUAUCACUGUUAUUGCCUGCAGUAAUGUAGGGAUAUGAGUACAUUUUCCAUCCAGUAGGCAGAGCUUAAUUAAACACUCCUGUGUGCUGGGAGAAGGUCCAAGUCAACUUUGUUUACAAGUCCAUCUCUCUGACUGUUGUUUUGUGUGUUCUGUAUGCUGCUUGUGUGUUUUGAUUGUAGUCUAAACAACAUGUGUUCAUAUGGAUGAUAACUGUGUACCAACCACUGCACUGAAUUUCAUAUCUGUGUUCCAAAUAAAGGCAAAGCAAAAAAAAAAAUAAAUAAAUAAAAUGCUUACAUAUUUUUAUUAUGAAAAGGGCAAAAAGAUAUUUUGCUGGUUGUUACUUGCGCUGUUGGUAAGUGUGUAAAAGGUCAAGCCUAUCUUCACGUCACACUGUGUUGUGUCAGUCACAACAUGACAUGCUCUGGCUAAUAAAAUAUGUCAAUGCA